CAGUGCAGUUCUUUGAGUUCAUUUCUCAAAGAAAAUGAUAACUUCAAGUCUUGAAGAGUCGCGGCCAAGGCCGAGUCGAAAGACAGCUGUUCGCAAGCAGCAGCAGCAAUUAUUGUUUACCUCUAACACUUAGCUGUUACGGGUUGUUCGCCACAUGUUUAGGAGCCACAGUGUCAAACAGAGCUUCAGGGAGCUAUCAGGAGAGUCAAGCCCUCUGGCUUAGAGCUGUUCUCCUGUUCAGAGGUUACAUGGCCUUUGGGUUCCUCUGCUGGAUGGGAUUGUAGGACUGUACAAGGCCUUUGCCCCCGCACAGCAGGGUCAUCCUUGGACGUGUCAGGGGAUAUCUCCAGCUUAUCUGUUCCUGCUAUGACUUACUGGUUAAUGUUCACUCGGCUGCCAUGAAUCAAGGUUCAAAGGUCACUUUAAAAAGAGGGGAACGCCGAUUUCUCAGGGCUGAAUGUGAAAGCAGAAGCGUGACAGGUAAAGAGACAGAGUAAGGAUAUAUGCAAGGCAAGAGAGCUUAUGAUGGAGGUCACACAAUUUCAGAAGAUUGGCAUUGGCCUUACAGGGUUUGGAAUGUUUUUUGUCCUUUUUGGUGUAAUGCUGUACUUUGACUCAGUCUUGUUGGCAUUUGGAAAUAUCCUCUUCCUGGCUGGGUUGGUCUUUAUCAUCGGCCCCAGGAGGACCGCCCAUUUCUUCUUCCAGAGGCAGAAGUUUAGGGCAUCUUCCUUCUUUCUCGGGGGUGUGGCUCUGGUCCUGCUCCGUUGGCCAAUCAUCGGCAUGCUUGUGGAGAGUUAUGGCUUUGUUCUUUUGUUCAGGUCAUUCUUUCCAAUGGUUUUUGGAUUUGUGUUCUCAAUAAUAAAUAAUCCAUUCCUUGAUGCGUUGUUCAAAAAACUGUUCGGAAGCAACACCUCUAUGGUUUGAAUGAGGAAAAAAAAAUGCAUUUGUAUUAUUAUAGAAAUGAGUUGUAUUUAUUAUUAAAUAUGUAUGUAAUC
Messenger RNA from Gadus chalcogrammus (walleye pollock), 995 nucleotides. RefSeq names its product golgi transport 1A (gene golt1a). Lineage: Eukaryota; Metazoa; Chordata; Actinopteri; Gadiformes; Gadidae. The record is from RefSeq and is a predicted model, not a curated record. Gene Ontology annotation, biological process: retrograde transport, endosome to Golgi; endoplasmic reticulum to Golgi vesicle-mediated transport. Gene Ontology annotation, cellular component: membrane; endoplasmic reticulum. The transcript is spliced from 6 exons. The coding region runs from base 523 to 924 and encodes 133 amino acids.